CAUGGAUCUCUGGUACAGAGAUGCCAUUGCUCAUGAUCCUCCUCCUCCUUCGUCCUGCGAUCCCCUUGUCUGCGUGGAGGCGAUCCCGCCCGGCUCUUCACGUCUGCGCACGUCUUCUUCUGACGCGGAACGUACCGCGUCCGGCUCGUCUGCACGCCCAGCCCAGCAGCGCGGUUCGCCUUCUUGUUCUCUUUGGCGAGAGCUGCCCGGCACGGUCCGCUUAUCGUCGCACCCCUGCUGUUUUGCGCCCAGGGAGACAUCGAUACACGCGUUCGCGCGUUGGAACAUGAGAAAAACGCCGAGUCCAACCCGUACGCGUUGCCGCGCGCCCGCGCGGGCGGGUCGCGUAAUGAGCACACACACGCCUGGCAUCGCUCACGCCGUCUGUUUUUGCCCCAGCGGAAAGCCAGGGGGCGUGUGCUCCAAUUGGCACAUACGCGUUACCCCGCGUACCCGCGCCAGAUUCUGCCGAACGGAUCAGCUGUGCACGAACAUACGUCAGGACAAUGGAGAGGGAAGUUCCAGCUCUCGUCCCAAGUUCGCCGGGCAUUCAUACGUCCGAUGCCUCGGGAGUGUCGACGAUCCACCCUGCUGAGGGCGUGCUAUCCUGAGUAUCAGAGCAGAGACG
Phanerochaete carnosa HHB-10118-sp is the source of this 628-nucleotide messenger RNA. RefSeq lists its product as uncharacterized. The transcript has a single exon. The record is from RefSeq and is a predicted model, not a curated record. The coding region runs from base 21 to 290 and encodes 89 amino acids. Lineage: Eukaryota; Fungi; Basidiomycota; Agaricomycetes; Polyporales; Phanerochaetaceae.